AUGGCCGAAAUACCAGAAGCAGAUGUGACAAAUAGCACAUCGAAUGAUUACCCACACACAGAUCUAAAAGAGGAGUCCGAUAAAUGUAAUACGCGCAGUGAUGCUCCUCGAGCAGGCUCGUUCAAUGCUUUGUUGUUUCUCCAAGUCCUUCUAGGUAUUCUUUGUGCCUUCAAACCUGCUGAGCCGUUCGUAGUGCCAUAUUACAUAGACAAUGGGAUCUCGAUGGACCAGAUAAAUCAAACUGUUUUCCCCAUGUCCGGGUACAGCAACUUUGGCUUUCUACUCGUGCUCAGCAUGGCGUCGAUAGGGAUAUCCCAUCACGCACUGCUUUAUUUUGGCUGGGUUGGUUAUGUUGUGUGCUAUACGCUGCUCAUAUUCGUCGACAAGCUAAUUGUUGCUAUUUUUGCCGAAGUCUUCUACGGCCUGGCAGUCGCCUCUGAAACGGUGUAUUGCGCGACGUUUUACUUUCUGAAAAAUAGGACUGUCUCUGUGAUGACCAGUCACCUUCGUGCGUCCACAAUUUCUAGAACCACUCUUCUAGUUACUCAUGUCAUUAGCGAUCUCUUUGGACAGCUUAUGGUCAGCUUUAUCACGAACUUUUCUAAGCGUCUCCUCUUCAUAAUUACCGCCAUUUCGGUGUCUUCUUCAGUUGUGCCCCUGACAAUACUUACAUGUAUUCAGCGACACACCCCCACUAGCUAUUUUAAAGUAUCUAAGAAUCAAGUGUCUGAUGAGACAUCGGAGAACGGAAAGAAUAACGAUCUAUGCGCGUCAUCUAUCGGCACAGAGAAGAUGUCACGCAAACUCUACCUGCGAGGACUGUCUUACGUUUGGGGCGGAGGGCUCGCGGGUGUCCUUCCAUUGUACAUUGGCAUCUUCAGCCUGUCGGGGCAUACACUUUAUCAGAAUUAUAUAACAAACAUUCUUUACGAUGUUCAGCAGGGCACCAAGGACGAGUUAUACGGUCUGUUUGUUAUGAUUGGGCGACUUAGUGGAGUGCUUGGGAGUGUCCUUGCGCUAACGUGUAAAAAGGUUAAGCGAACGGGGAUCCUACAGAUCCUCCUUCUCUUCAUCCUAUCCUGUCUUCUGAUUAUCCCUGCCUUUGUGAAGCACUUGAUCUGGCUUUUUGUAGCAAACGUUGUCGAAUUCGCUGCUGCGGAGCUGACGAUAACUGUAAUGUGGGCGCAGCUUGCGGCCUCGUGCCAGCUCUCAGUCUACCCGGCCGUGUUUCUUUGCCAGGCGCUUAUCGUGGCUGCCAUUGUACUCAUUGUUCAAGCGACUGUGUUCAAUAGCGUGGCUAAUGAAUUCGAAGGAUUUACUGCCAACCAGACUCACUACCUGUGGUGUGCAGUGCUGGGGUUAACGGGAUUACUUAUAUCAUUGCUUGUCGCUUUGGUAUCUAGAUUCAGAGGAAGCUGCAGAAGAGGCAGCAAAGAUAAUGCAACUAAAGAAGACUUCGACGCUAAUCCUCUCCUCCCAGACCAAUCUUGUGAAGUAUAG
This is a messenger RNA of Giardia duodenalis, 1500 nucleotides long. RefSeq names its product Reduced folate carrier. Lineage: Eukaryota; Fornicata; Diplomonadida; Hexamitidae. Gene Ontology annotation, molecular function: vitamin transmembrane transporter activity. Gene Ontology annotation, biological process: transmembrane transport; vitamin transport. The coding region runs from base 1 to 1500 and encodes 499 amino acids. The transcript has a single exon. The record is from RefSeq and is a predicted model, not a curated record. Gene Ontology annotation, cellular component: plasma membrane.